AUGGGAACUUCCAUUUCUCGCCAGUUAUCACAAGAGUCCGACACUGUCAUUUCCAUAGACAUCCCAAAAGACAUCGAGUCCUCUAUUUGCCCGAAUGUUUCGCCAGUUAAGAGAGUGUCAACUUACUUCAGAAAGAUGUCUUCCAAGAUUUUCAGUUUCUUGCAACAUACUUCCAGGCAGGCUGAUGACAUUUCAAAACAAUUAUCAUUCAGAAAACCUUUGAUCGCUUCUUCUUCUUCUUCUUCUUCUUCUUCUUCUUCUUCUUCUUCUUCUUCUUCUUCUUCUUCUUCUUCUUCUUCUUCUUCUGCUUCUUUGUCGGUUGAGGAAUCAAACCAUUCACCUGUUAUAGGAACCUGGUUCGCACCUUCAUCUGAUUUUGCUUCCUCAUUCCCAGUAAAAUCUCUUCAAGCCUCAUUGAUAGAUUCUUAUCUCAUUUCAGCCUACGGCGCCGAAGCCAGAUCUUUUUCAAAUGAACCUGUUCUUUCUCCAGCCAUUGUUGAUCCACCGAUAGCAGCGUCACCAAAAUUGCCACAACAGCAACCAGUUGAAGAACACAGUCCAGACAACUCUGUUUUGGUCCAGACUCUUAAUCCAAAUUAUGAUGAAGAGGUUGAAAGACUCAAUUCUUAUGACGCAGAUUGCCAAAGUAUCAUUGGCCUCAGUGACAAUUCCAGUUUGUCUUUCUAUGACCAAAUCAGGGAAAAGCAGACAAGAGUCAUUAAAUGGGAGCAGACCCACAAUUUUGAAGUAGUCGAAAGAAAACCAAAGGUUAGAAUCGUCAUGGAACCUGUAGUUAUAAUGUAUGAGGGGGAAGAAAAAGGUAAAGCCUCAAGAAUCAAUCAGAAAACCAAGGAACUUUUGGCAAAAUUAUUCGACAAAAAAGCAAGAGCUGAAAGAAAAAAUGAAAAGCAAAUGAUGAAGAAGAUGAAAAGAGAAAGAAAGCAACAGUUAAUGGAGGAAAAGAGACACAGAAAAUUGGAAAAAAGGGAAGCGAAAAACAGGGCCAAGCAAGAGGGGAAAAAAGUAAAGAAAUUAAAGAAUUUAGGGAACAAGCUUGCCAAAAGUUGCACAAAGGUCUCUGGUAAACUUGAAGAAGCAGGGAAUGAAAUCGCCAGAAGCCGUACAAAGAAGUUACACAAAGAUGGCUGA
Saccharomycopsis crataegensis is the source of this 1149-nucleotide messenger RNA. RefSeq lists its product as uncharacterized. Bases 1 to 1149 code for a protein of 382 amino acids. The record is from RefSeq and is a predicted model, not a curated record. The transcript has 2 exons. Lineage: Eukaryota; Fungi; Ascomycota; Saccharomycetes; Ascoideales; Saccharomycopsidaceae.